Varanus komodoensis (Komodo dragon) is the source of this 2982-nucleotide messenger RNA. It is a transcript of the gene TBX5, whose product is annotated as T-box transcription factor 5. Gene Ontology annotation, molecular function: DNA-binding transcription factor activity, RNA polymerase II-specific; RNA polymerase II cis-regulatory region sequence-specific DNA binding. The record is from RefSeq and is a predicted model, not a curated record. Gene Ontology annotation, biological process: cell fate specification; positive regulation of DNA-templated transcription; pattern specification process. The transcript is spliced from 10 exons. Bases 886 to 2514 code for a protein of 542 amino acids. Gene Ontology annotation, cellular component: nucleus. Lineage: Eukaryota; Metazoa; Chordata; Lepidosauria; Squamata; Varanidae.
GGGGAGCUGCAGCAGCAGCAUCUCUUUGAAAUAACCUCUGCAGCCCGGAUUUCGCAACCACGUUUCCUCGCGAGUAAAUCGCAUCGACUUCGACUUGUAGGGGACUGGGUGCUUCUCGAGGCGUGGUGGAUUUCAAGACGCUUCUAUUUUACCUUGGUGCCAAGUCCUCUCUUUCCCAAAGUGUAUUAUGAAAGGAAUUCCAUUAAUGUCAGCCAAAAGUAGCCGAAGGGUCCCGGAUCUAAGAUAAGAAUACUACUAAUGAUAAUAUUAAUAACCUUCUUAAUAUUAACCUUGAUAUUAAAAUUAAUUUGAGUCCUCCAUUAUCUUUGUGGAUAGUGCUGAACUCAGUUGAAUUGUUCGAAAUAUUUGAUCAACGGUAUGACAUUCUGGAAAUUUAUUCUACCCAUCCGUUUGAUCCUGCUUGCUCUCCUAAUUUAACCAAAAGUACAGUAGGAGAGAGUUUUUGGACGGCAGUCACAGCUUAUUGCUUACAGCUUCAAGUGCCGCGAAAUGUUUCCCAACUAUUUCAAUGAAAAAUUUCCAUGAAUUGUCUGUCUUUAGAAAUGAACCGGUCGGUCUCUGUUUCACUGGGAAAUUUCUGGAGAAGCAUCUGAAAGUUUUUAAUGACAAAUUCCCUCAAGUUACCGGGUUUUAAGAAUCAACUUCUGAUCUCAGAAAAUAGGUUGUAUUGAUUUGAAUGGAGUUUAUUCCCCAUGUCAAGACUGCAGACUUUUGGCAACCUUAUACGCUUCCCAGGAGAAAAUUCCAUUGAAUUUGUUCUUUCUACAGAUCCGUGCAUCAGUUUGCAAGUUUAAACUUUUGCUUCAUGUAGGCUUACUUUGAAGUAAACUCAAAGCAGCAGCAGGGGGGUCCGCGGCCUGGAACAUGGCAGAUUCUGAAGAAGGCUUCGGGCUCCCAGCCACGCCGGUAGAUCCCGACAGCAAGGAACUGGCGAGCGAAGGCAAGGCCGAGGGGCAGCUGGGGGGAGCCAGCAGCAAGCAGCCCUCCUCGCCCCAGGCUGCCUUCACGCAACAGGGCAUGGAAGGAAUCAAAGUGUUUUUACACGAACGAGAAUUAUGGCUCAAAUUUCACGACGUGGGGACCGAAAUGAUUAUCACCAAAGCUGGAAGGCGAAUGUUUCCCAGCUACAAAGUGAAAGUCACAGGACUCAACCCCAAAACAAAGUACAUUCUGUUGAUGGAUAUUGUCCCGUCCGAUGAUCACAGAUACAAAUUUGCAGAUAACAAAUGGUCAGUGACAGGAAAAGCGGAACCUGCCAUGCCGGGGAGAUUAUACGUCCACCCUGACUCGCCAGCUACUGGGGCGCACUGGAUGCGGCAGCUGGUUUCCUUCCAAAAGCUCAAGCUGACGAACAAUCAUCUCGAUCCAUUUGGCCAUAUCAUUCUCAACUCCAUGCACAAAUACCAGCCCCGGCUCCAUAUCGUCAAAGCGGACGAGAACAACGGCUUCGGCUCCAAAAACACUGCCUUCUGCACCCACGUCUUUCCGGAGACGGCUUUUAUCGCAGUGACCUCCUACCAGAAUCACAAGAUCACCCAGCUCAAGAUCGAGAACAACCCUUUUGCAAAAGGAUUUCGAGGCAGCGAUGAUAUGGAGCUGCACAGAAUGUCCAGGAUGCAAAGCAAAGAGUAUCCAGUGGUUCCCAGGAGCACGGUCCGGCAGAAAGUGACCUCCAACCACAGCCCCUUCAGUGGCGAGGCACGGGCGCUGUCCGCCUCGUCUAACCUCGGGUCUCAGUUCCAGUGCGAAAACGGCGUCUCCAGCACCUCCCAGGACUUGCUGCCGCCUGCCAACCCGUACCCCGUCCCGCAGGAGCACAGCCAGAUUUACCACUGCACCAAGAGAAAAGGAAAAGAAAGAGAAGAAAAUUCCACUGAGUUUCCAAGGCAAGAGAAGGAGGGAGAACAUGAGGAAUGUCCUCCCACGGAGCACCCAUACAAGAAGCCCUACAUGGAAACGUCUCCUCCGGAGGACGACUCCUUCUAUCGCUCCAGCUACUCCCAGCAGCCGGGGCUGAACACCAGCGCCUACAGGACUGAGUCGGCUCAGCGCCAGGCCUGCAUGUACGCCAGCUCCACCCCCGCCACGGAGCCAGUGCCCAGCCUGGAAGACAUCAGCUGCAACACCUGGCCCGCCGUGCCGCCCUACAGCAGCUGCACGGGGGCCAGCAUGCAGCCCAUGGACCGGCUCCCCUACCAGCACUUCUCGGCCCAUUUCACCUCCGGCCCCCUGAUGCCCCGGCUCGCCACCGUCGCCAACCACCCCUCGCCGCAGAUCGGGGACACGCACGUCAUGUUCCAGCACCAGGCCUCCGUUCCCCACCAGCCCAUCAUUCGGCAGUGUGGCCCGCAAGCAAGCCUGCAGUCACCCCCCAGCAGCCUACAGCCGGCCGAGUUCCUCUAUUCCCACGGGGUGCCCCGGACCCUGUCCCCACACCAGUACCAUCCCGUGCACGGGGUGGGCAUGGUGCCGGAAUGGAGUGAGAACAGCUAACAAGUCACUCGGGAGAAUUCCCGGGCUGAGCUUGCGGGGUGCGUGUGGGACCCUCGCCUCGAGAGCAGAGGGCUUUGCAAGACUCCUUCAACUGAAUGUUCCUGCGCAAGCACUCGAGAGAUGGACAGUGCCUAACCUCUGGGCAGACCAUGGUAUUGUAUCCCCCCCGUGUUUGCUCCACGAGGCCAUCAGCGACGCAACCCAUGCCUCUGCCCUGGCGCCCGGCCCUCCCACGCCCCCCCGCAGUCAGACCCAGCCGCCCACGUGGGCCCUCAUUUUCUUUUUUCAUGUGGUUUGGUUUUUCAGGUGGAUCACGGGAGUUUUGCCUCCUUUCUUAACACAGGGGGAGCGCUCAUACAAAAUACUUUGUGCUUUCUCUUCUUUUCUCCCCCCACCCUUCUUUUUGGUGUUGAUAUUGACAUUGUUAUAUAAUAAAUGAUAAUAUAUAUCUAUAUCUAUCUAUCUAUA